This is a messenger RNA of Rhizoctonia solani, 1122 nucleotides long. Its product is annotated as cytoplasmic protein. Gene Ontology annotation, molecular function: mRNA 3'-UTR AU-rich region binding. Gene Ontology annotation, biological process: 3'-UTR-mediated mRNA stabilization. The record is from RefSeq and is a predicted model, not a curated record. Gene Ontology annotation, cellular component: cytoplasm; nucleus. The transcript is spliced from 3 exons. The coding region runs from base 1 to 1122 and encodes 373 amino acids. Lineage: Eukaryota; Fungi; Basidiomycota; Agaricomycetes; Cantharellales; Ceratobasidiaceae.
AUGUCCUCCGCCGCCCCCAAUAAUUCCGCAUCUCCAACCCCUGCGGAGGACCAAAACAACCACUCCCGCCCCGGUUCCCCUGCAGAUGGUACUGCACAGAACAACGGCCCGGACUCGGAUACCCUCACCUUGCGUGCACUUGUCACUACCAAGGAAGCCGGUGUGAUUAUUGGAAAAGGCGGUAAGAAUGUCGCCGACUUGCGUGAGCAAACUGGCGUCAAGGCUGGUGUGAGCAAGGUCGUCCAGGGCGUCAACGAGCGUGUGCUUAGUGUCAGUGGCACCGUCGAGGAUGUUGCCAAGGCAUACACUCUAAUUAUCACCCAGCUCCUUCAAUCCGCCCCCUCGUCUCCAGGUGCACCUCCACCACCUCCCAGCAGCACACAUACUUCCCUUCGUCUCCUUAUCUCGCACAACCUUAUGGGUACCAUUAUCGGCCGCGGGGGUCUCAAGAUUAAGGCCAUUCAGGAUAACUCGGGUGCCCGCAUGGUAGCAAGUAAGGAAAUGCUCCCACAGUCAACCGAGCGCGUUGUCGAAGUUCAAGGUUCAUCUGAGAGCAUCGGACGUGCAAUCGCCGAAAUCGGUCGUUGCUUGCUCGAGGAUUGGGAGCGCGGAUUGGGUACUGUACUGUACCACCCCGGCCCGGGAACAGGUGCCGACCCGUUGGGAGGCACUGGUGCUCGUCGUAACUCGGGCGCAUUUGCUCCUUCAACGUCGACUACGCCUCGUCGCAUUAGCAGCGCCGCCGACAAUGUAUACAGUGGCGCAUCCAAUCGUCGCUCAGUAUCUGGUAUCAGUCAGGUUGUUGGCAACAACUCUCCUCCCUCUCGCAGUCCCCCUCCGUCUCAAACACCUCCUGCCGCCGCCCUUCGCACUCAAAAUAUCUCGAUUCCCUCGGACAUGGUAGGAUGUAUUAUUGGACGCGCUGGCUCCAAGAUUACCGAAAUUCGUCGCCUUUCUGGUAGCAAAAUCAGCAUCGCCAAGACCCCUCAUGAUGAGACCGGCGAACGUAUGUUUACCAUCGUUGGUACCCCCGACGCGAACGAGAAGGCCCUGUUCUUGCUUUAUAACCAACUCGAAAGCGAGAAGGAGCGUCGCGUUGGCCGUGAGGCAGUUGGAGAGUAA